GUCACGAUGCAAGGCGCCCUGUAGCUGGCGGUGAGUUUAAAACCGUCCUAGUUUUUCUGAGCUACUGUCUGCACAAGUACUCCUCGCCAGUAAAUGCUGUUUUCUGUUUGUGACAACUUUUUGUUCCCGAAGCCGAGGUUAUCCCCAUGCCACAAGACAGCACGCUCCUGCAGGAUUUGCCCUGCGUCGACGUUCAACACUCGUUGUAUUCCAAAGCGAAGAAGAGCAAGAAGUGGCAAACUUACCUGACUGAAGACUUGGACAGUGAAUGCACCCCAAACGAACUCAUUCCACAGUGGUCACCUGGCCCAAAACGCCAACGCAUUGUAUCUAAGGGCAAAGAAAAUGACUGCAACAAUUUUGUUAUUUCUAAACGAUCACGGAAGAGGAAAGACUCUCAACUGGGAAUUUCAUGGGACCACCUUCCAGAUGAGUUGAUCCUCAAGAUUCUGUUUUUCCUGCCUCUGCAGGACCUUCUCAGGACAUCGGUCAUUUGCAGACGCUGGCAUCGUUUGGCGUUUGAUGAAUCACUGUGGCAAAGUGUGGAUCUGGUGGGGGUGACCAACAUGGUUCCAGCACUGCAGCAGGUGUUGAAGACGGGGGUGCGCAGGUUACGCUGCCCUCACUCUUUUAUAGACAAUCUGCACUUUACGGGCAUGUGCCCGCUGCAGAUGACUGAAAUGGACCUGUCCGGCUCCAUCAUCUCCACACGGACCCUUGAAGGCAUCAUCCGUCACUGUAAUCUUUUAGAGUGUCUUAGCCUGGAAGGGCUGCAACUUUCUGACAACGUUGUCAGCGGUCUGGCCCAGAAUCCACUCCUACGGCAGCUCAACCUAAGUGGCUGCUCCAACUUUACUCCUGAGCCGCUCGCUGAACUGCUGCAGACCUGCUCCAGACUGGAACAGUUGAACAUAUCAUGGUGCAUCUUCACCAAUAAUCAUGUGAAAAGUGUAGUCAAUCACGUAAGCUCCACUGUUACGCACCUCAACCUCAGCGGAUACAGAGAGAGCCUCACACUAGAUGAUGUGAAGGUCCUGGUUACGAGAUGUCCUAAUAUUCAUGCUUUAGAUUUGAGUGACAGCACGCAGCUGAUGUCCGAUUGCUUCCCCGUGCUCUGUGAGCUUAAACAUCUGCUGCAUCUGUCCUUGAGCCGCUGCUAUCACAUUCACAUUGCUGCACUCACUAACCUCAGGACGACAUUUCCCACGCUGCAUUACCUGGAUGUAUUCGGUUUGGUAAAUGAAAGCCACUUGUCUUCCUUGAGGAAGGAAAGCCCCGGCAUUUGCAUCAACUCCUUGCCGUUCUCUGCUAUCGCACGACCCACGCCUGCCAAUAUCAUUGGAAACGUUGGCAGCCACAGCAUGUGGAACAGGAAAGUUCGACUGAGGUUCAGGUUAUAGGGAUUUUCAAAUUUGACCCCAGUUAGUGCAGUUGUAGUAUGUUAAAAUCAAGGUCAAAUGUGUUCAUACGAAACCAACAUUUUUAGGUUGGUUAGGAAAAUCAUUCUACCUAAGUGGUGUUAGGAAACUUUUAAUGGUACAUUGAAUCUGUUCAGAGGUUAAUAUAAACAUGUCAGUGAGGUGCUAAAUGUAACCUUUGCAUGCCUUUCAAUAUUUGUCAGUUUAUACAUUUUAUAAGCAGUGUUACUGAUGUUGAGAUUGUAUUUUUCUACAUUAGCGCAAGUCGAGGUGUAAGAUGUAGACACCGAACAUUCAAUUCCUACGAGAAUGUGUUCAACAUGUUCAUAACACGACCAGGUUUAAGGAACAA
Molecule: messenger RNA, 1770 nt
Organism: Corythoichthys intestinalis (scribbled pipefish)
Lineage: Eukaryota; Metazoa; Chordata; Actinopteri; Syngnathiformes; Syngnathidae
Gene: skp2
Product: S-phase kinase-associated protein 2, E3 ubiquitin protein ligase
Exons: 10
Coding region: 147-1400 (417 amino acids)
Biological process (GO): G2/M transition of mitotic cell cycle; regulation of cell cycle; SCF-dependent proteasomal ubiquitin-dependent protein catabolic process
Cellular component (GO): nucleus; cytosol; SCF ubiquitin ligase complex
Molecular function (GO): protein binding
Source: RefSeq, a predicted model, not a curated record